Messenger RNA from Lytechinus variegatus (green sea urchin), 3050 nucleotides. RefSeq lists its product as uncharacterized. The record is from RefSeq and is a predicted model, not a curated record. The coding region runs from base 215 to 1693 and encodes 492 amino acids. NCBI's taxonomy places the organism in Eukaryota, Metazoa, Echinodermata, Echinoidea, Temnopleuroida, Toxopneustidae. The transcript has a single exon.
CAUAUUGAAUGCGUAUCCGGAACUGCAUGGAAACGUUCAUCCUAGCUAUUGUUAGUCUUUGUCACAUAUCAAAAUCUGUGAGCAGCAAGAUUGCUACAUAGAACCAUGAGUCUACGACUGUGAAUGAGUCAUCAUCGCCAUCAACAUCAAAGCUCUAUAUAAUUACCGGGUAUAAUCAUUACCGUCGAAGGCUUCUAGUGAUGAUCCGGGGGUAAUGAUGGCUAGCAGAUACAGAGGCUUGUGUUUAAUUAUUUUCAUCCCAUUGGUCCCUUAUGCCAAAUCCAGACUUUAUAUGUCCUAUAGCGGGAACACUGCUGAGGUUAGCCUUGGCACCCGUGCAGUGUUUGAAUGUUCCUCGUCAUCGCAACUCUCUGAAGACAAAUUGCGAACCGGUCGGAUUGAAUGGGGCAGAAACACGAGAUACUCGGUAUCUACUCAAGUCAUUGCACGGUGGACAAAUGAGAAUGGAAUCGCGAUCUUAGUCGAUAACUCCGAUGAACGAUACAAUAUUGAAGGUGGAAUCUUAUCAAACGGACGUUUCAGACAAUUUCUGACCAUUCAAAAAGUUCAACGGAUUGACCAGACUGAUAGUACUGGGUAUUAUUGUGCUUUAUUCAAUUCUUCAGCGAGUAUGUUGGUUAAAUCUGGAUAUGCUCCAUUGACCGUCAAAUAUCCUCCUGCAGAACAUUAUCCUCUUUGUACCGCGACACCAAAUGACAUCACCAGAGAAGUAAUGCUUGUGUGUACAUCUGAGAAAACUACUCCAGAUGUAACUUUGCAAUGGUAUAAGGACGGACAGAAGGUGUCAGAUGCCCAUCCGACUGGUUACAAAAUGAAAUCGACCCAUGAGGCCCGUGAAGAUGAAUUACGAAGCGAAUUCGAAUGCCGACUACAUUACGUGGACGGAGCUGAUGUUGAGGUUCGUCGAUCCUGUACAUUCAGUAAACCUCGAGUGGCUAUUUUAAGGAUGGGAGAGGAAACUCCAAAUGAAGAAAGUACAUAUCAUGCAUUUGCUGUAUCUAAUCCACCUCUCACAUCCGACAUCAAUUGCACACUGGAAGCAUCUUCAGACACUUCUCAACGUUUCGAUAAAGAGUUUCCUGGUUAUGGGGUGGCAGCCGUUGGACCUGUAGCUCCCACUGAUAAUGGUAGCACACUGGUGUGUCAGGCCAAAAAUGUUUUCGGAACUGAACAUGCUAUGAUGAGGGUUUAUACUAGAAAUGAAAACCAGGACAGGGAAACCACUUUUCCGUCCACUAUGAUGCCAGGCGGUCAAGUUUUACAGACUAAAAUUUGGCCCAAAGAACUUGCCAUCAUUCCGGGGUGUAAGAAUGCUUCGUUCGUGUGUAGCUACAGCUUGAUCAUGUAUUCGCACAUUCCUGCCAAGGUAGAGAUCAGAUGGGAACAUGAUGAUACUAUUACUACUGAGACAGAAGAUAAUGUCCUUUUCAUCACCAAUGCAGAAUAUGAAGAUUUCAGAGAGACAACAGUAACUUGCGUUGCUUCUGUGGUUACCGAUGACCCAAUGAUCAAUACGGUUCCUGAACGCAGAUCUGCAACAAUUCGAAUUGCCAAAGAGAGUUCCUGCGGUCCAAAUUUCGUACGGUCUGGCUCAACAAAAGCACAAUCGCAUUUCGGUAAGGAACAGUGUUUUGUCGCCGCCAUUGUCGCUGUACUCGGAUUAGUGGUGUAACGGUGAACCCGAGUCUUUAACCGAUCGGAAACAAGCUUUUGGAUGGGAGCAAAGAAAUUCUAAUUUUUUCAAUUUAAUGUACCAUUUCAGUUGAUUUGCGUGGUAUUUUAUCAUUUUUUUAUAUACAAAAAUAUGUUAGGAUAUUAUACGUCAUAUAGCUAGCCCUUAUACAAAUACAUUACUUCCUACUUUUUAUUCUCAAAAUUUUUAUAUGAAGUAUACUCGUGUAUAUUAUGAAAAAUUAUUCGAUAUGAAGUUGAAUUCGAAUUUGUUCUCAUCAUCCACAGAUAUUACUUAAUGCAGAUCAGAUACCCAAUGAUUGUAUAAAUCACAGAAGUAACAUAGGGUCUUAUGGUUUGCUCUAUUGUAACGCAAUAUAUCGCACUGCAAUCACAGAACAGGCAGGAUGAUCUGGAUGACGAUAGCCUCGUUCAGACAUGGGUUCCUAGUGCUAUAAUCAGAGUAAGACUCUAUCAUGCAUGGAUUAAUAUCUCAAAGAUAUUUAUCUUAUCACGACCAAGACGUAGGCUGUUUGGUCGGAGGAAGCUCAGAAGAAAUUUAAAUUCGGAGUGCCCGUCUAGACAGAGUUACUCCGACCAACAUGACCAAGAUACUCCUGGAAACAAGAAAUAUAUCUUUUUAAUUUUAAGCCAUGCAUACUAGAAAAUUUUUCUCCAACUAGGAUAAAACGAAAGUUAUGUUAUUUUUAAGUCGGAGGAAGGUACACCCAGUCAAGAUGCAGAUAGACAUGAAUAGUAAAUCCAUAGAAAAUGUAACUCAGCUUAAAUAUCUGGGUGUCACUUUCAGUCAUAUUCCGGACUUGUCUUUUCACAUCAAUCCCAUCAUUAAACAGAUCAUGAAUUCUAUAAUAUGCAUGCGGAGAAUCAGGCACUGUCUGACAAAAGACGUACUCGCCCAUUUGUAUUUUUCAUUAAUCCUUCCUCAUAUCGACCACUGUUCAACUGUUUGGGGAUCAUUAAAAGUGAAAGAUUUGCAGCGACUUCAGAAGUGUCAAAACGUCAAAACAAAAUAUUGUCGUUUGGUAUUAGAUGCAGACUACUACACCCCAGUCCAGAAUGUGUUACACUCUCUGAAGUUACAAUCUGUCAAGAAAAGAGUGGAUUAUAAUUACCGAAUACUUAUGUAUAAAACUUUAAACGGUCUUGCUCCUGGUUAUUUAAUGCAAAAUAUUUCUCUGAGACCUAAUCGCUAUCCUACUAGAUCAAUCUCAUCUCAACAAUUGUAUCUCGCAAAACCAAGAACCGAGUAUAAAAAACAUUCAUUCUCCUAUACAGUGCGUCCCACAAAAAAAAACGAAACCGAAAUUUAUCGAUGAUUUAUCAUAACUUAAUCAUUA